Molecule: messenger RNA, 9376 nt
Organism: Trachymyrmex cornetzi
Lineage: Eukaryota; Metazoa; Arthropoda; Insecta; Hymenoptera; Formicidae
Product: E3 SUMO-protein ligase RanBP2
Exons: 13
Coding region: 156-8951 (2931 amino acids)
Biological process (GO): intracellular transport
Cellular component (GO): cytoplasm; nuclear pore
Molecular function (GO): GTPase activator activity; protein binding
Source: RefSeq, a predicted model, not a curated record
UCGACGGGAGACCGUUUGAAAGAGAUACGUUGCGUUGCAAAUAAAUUUUCGCGAUGAGCCGAUGUGAAGUGUGCAAGUUGUGAAAACGAUUGGUGUCGAUUGUGUGAUACGACGAAAGUGUCGCAGAUUGCAGGGCCGGUUCAACCGGCAACAUCAUGUUUCGCUCGAAGAAAGACGUUGAUCGCCACGUGCAGAACGUGUUUUGCAAGCUGCGAAACGAGAACGAGAAAAAUCUUCGUUGUUACAAUGUUGCCAAACUGUAUUAUCAAGUAGGUGAUUAUGAGUCCACAAAAAGAUAUGUAUUUAAUUACUUAGAGAUACGAGAUAGUUCUGCCAGUGCACAUAAGUUGUUGGGUCAGGCUUAUGAAGCACUUGGUCAAAAGGAAGCAGCUUUUAACGAGUACAAAGUUUCCCUCGAACUUGAAGGGAGGCAAGAUGAUUUGGUCUUGAAAAUAUGCGAAUUAUUGGUUGACAUGGACAUAGGAAUGGAUGUUACUAAACUGAAGUAUUGGGUAGAGAGAGCUGACAAACUAUUUCCACAUAAUCCAGUAAUUUUUCAAUUAAAAGAAAAACUUUUGACUAUAGAGAAACCAAACAACAGCAGUGAGGAUCUUGAGGCACUUAUCGCAUCUGAAUUGGCUGCAAGACCGACUGAUGUGCAACUUCGUAUCAAAUUGUUAAAUUAUUACAUGUCGGAGCAUAGAUUGGAUAAAGCUUAUGAGCAUGCCAUUAGUGUAGAGGCCACUGUCCCUCAUAAGGACAGCGUUGUGUGGUAUCAACUGUUGUACGAAUUAUUAACAAAAUAUAAAGAGACUAAAUCUCUUGACUGGUCUUUUUGGUUGUUCUAUAUAUCUGUAUCUGAUAAAUAUGCGGGACUAUGUCUUAAGGAGCAAGGAGGUGAAACGAAGAAAAGCAUUCAAGAGGCAGCUCAAGCAGUAUUUAAUUUUGACCAAAAUAUGAACGAGAUGAAGUCAAAAAACUUUUCUAAACAACACACCUUUACGGAGCACUUGUUUACGCAUAUGUGGGGCCAGUUACACUUCCACUUGGCGUGUUUGCUAUUACGCAAAACGAAACGCGAACAAGGCAGUUGGAACGAAGCAGGAAGACUGUGCUCACCGCUGUUAUUAACUGCAUUACAUGUGGCCCCAUUGGAAAAUCGUAUGCGCAUACAAUUAGAGGAUGAAUUUAAGAAUCAAUUCAAUAUGUGGGCAAUAGAGGCAGCAUAUCGAUGUUGCCAAGCUGGUUACGUUCUUCAAAAUUAUGCUAGGGAUGAUACGAAAAAGCUGAUGGAUAGAAUUGAUAAAUUUUGCACAGGACUCUGGAGAGAACGGAUUUAUCAGAGAAUUUUUGUAACCCGAAUACACCUUGAUCAUAUAAGGAAUUCAUUUUUUUGCCAUCAUUCAGCUCCUGAUCCACCUUUACGCAUGUGUACUGCAAAUCAGUUAAGGACUUAUAGUCAAAUCGCACAAGAGGUGUGGCCUGAUUCAUUGCAUCAUCAAAUCUGGCUUGGAAUGGAGAAUCGGCCUCAGAACAAAGAUGCUCCGUAUCCAGAUCAAACCUCGCGCGUAUUCCCAGCAUUACAGUUUUCGGUAUUUAACACGAAUCAAGCGGCACCCGACAGCUUGUGUCUCAUCGAUAUCGAUGCGUUCCUCAACGCAUCGAUACUCUGCUCAUCCGCUGUUCUAGAGGAGCAGCAACUUGGUAGCUUUGUGAAUCCAGAAAAAUUACCGACAUUGCCUAUCGAUCUUACCACGACGCUAUCCACAAGUAAUCAAGAGAAAUGGUGGUCGGCGGCAUACAAGAUGUACUCCAAGCGAGAGGAUGUAGACGGUGAUAUCGGUGAAUUACGACAAGAAUUGCAACAGGGAUUGGGAAUAAUUCGCUGCAUUGGCAACCACGGCAUGCAUCCAGUGUUAUUGGUACAUUUGGCACGCAUGUUUCAUUAUCGUGCGAAAAUGAUGAAGGAGAAAGAUGAGGCGAAUGGCUACAUCCCUAGAUGGGAGGCACGCUCCGAACUGUACUGGACCGCCGCUCUACCGCUGUUAGAGAGGCUACAGAAUAAUCAAACAUUACGUAUAUCUCCGUCGAAGUUGUUCAAUUAUCAGGGUAAAGAAAUGAACAAUUUUGAACUGACGAAUGCGCUUGAGGAAGGCAAGUUGCUAUUGGCCCAGCGACUCGUACGCGAUAAACAGUACGAGCAGGCAAUCGACGCGUUGCAGGCGCUUAAAUGCCCGGAGGCGUCAUUUCAGCUGGCGCAGAUUUACAAAAUCUUUGCGGACGAGAUAGUGGAUUCCACGCCCCGUGAAAGUUUAACGUCAGAAAUGCGAUCGCAACACAUCAUAAUGCUGUCAAAAGCGAGAAACUGCUUUUAUCUUACGCUCGACCGACUCCGUAGUCCGGGCACGAAUCCUAAACACCCACUGAACUCCGAGCUCGGCACUCACAUCACUGAUAUUGAGAAUGAGUUGAAGAGAAUAGAUCCGGAUCUAGGAAGGGGCGAUUUGAGUAGAAACGAUAUCGAUGGUAUAUCCGAUGAGAGUUAUUCGCCCACUCACAGCGCUGUGGAUCAGGCGGUCACGAAUCCGACGUUACCGAUGUUGACGACACUGACUGGUUCGAACAUGCUAAGCACUCCUCAGAGGAACAUUCAUCGGACGCCAAAACACGCUAGCACACCGUGCAGAUUGCAGGAUUACUUGAAUUUAUCAAAGAAUCGCACGGAGGCACGUCCAAGCCCAGAGCGCCUUGAUGCUCAAAUACGUCAAAUUAUGCAGUCUCGGGACAACGAAAUACAGGAUAUGAUGGAGCAGAUGAAAAACAUGAUGACACAAAUGAAAACGUUGACCGAGAAAAUGGACAAUCUGACGAAGGAAGUAGUGGAAUCGCGCAAAGAAAAUCAAAAGCAUCAGCAGCAGCAGCAACAACAACAGCAGCAGCAGCAGCAGCAACAACAACAGCAGCAGCAGCAGCAGCAACAACAACAGCAGCAGCGUGUACAGCAGCAACAGAGUGUAAAUCCCGCUGUUGAUCCUGAAGACUUCUACGUCCUUGACGAUGAUGAGUACGUCGAUUUAAACUAUCAGAAUCAACCGACUGGGCCGGCGUCUUCGAUUUCCGGUAACAUAUUUACACCGCAGCAUGCUCGGCACCCUUAUUCAUCGCUGAUGUAUCCUUCAGCAGCAACCGCAUUUCAGUAUUAUCAGGGAGGAUUACCAUUCCCCGAUCCAAACACUCAGGCAGCCAUAUCAUCUCUUUAUCCACACACCGUUUAUCCUAUGCCCAUGCUAUAUCCUAAUCAGACAAAAGUGCCGGAUAAUCCGCUGCAACAAGGCCUCUUCGCAUCGACGCUUUCCUCGCAGCUGCCCGAUCUCAUGUCGGCAACCGCGACGAAUCCAUCGUUACAAAUGUCGUUGAAGCAGAAAAUCGAAACUCCAUCACGAACUAAGUCCGAAGCUACAACAAUGACGGCGACAACUACGACGACAACGACAAUUAUCAAAGAUGCGCCGGUGAACAAAGCACUUCCUGUGAAUGUGGUCAUCACGACAUCCGACACGCUACCAACCACGGUGCCAUCUACUCAACCGACCCUGAGUGUCACUAUACCACCGCAAUAUAGAUUAGGAGGUGGAGUAGCUGUCACUUUCUCUACUACGCCUAUAACGACAAUGACAAUGACGACAACAAAAUCGCCAUCUUCCAAUGUACCGCAUUGCUAUCAGAUUCCCAUGCCUCUGCAAGCCACUAUACCGACCACUGUCAACUUACCACCAACCUCUUCUUAUGUAACUCCAGCCAACAUCAAUGCGCCGCCGAUCUAUGUCAAUCUAACAACAUCAUCGUCUAUUGUCACUGUGACUCAUACAACUAGCAGUAGUACUUUACAAAACGUUCAUAAUAAUGCUACUAAUAGUAGUAAGAUACAUGACAAAACCGACAAUACCUAUGAGUCAAUUGAAUCGCCGAAUACAUCCACAGAGGUGUGCGAGCAGGAGCAUGAUCCGAUACCGAACUUUAUACCCGUCAUACCAUUGCCUGCAAAGGUGAAAGUCACCACUGGUGAAGAAAACGAGGAUACUCUGUAUUGCGGUCGGGCAAAACUGUUUCGCUUUGUUGAUAAAGAAUGGAAGGAACGCGGCGUCGGUGACGUGAAACUUCUGCGCAAUACAGAAGGUAAAGUGCGCCUGCUUAUGCGUCGCGAUCAGAUCCUGAAGAUCUGCGCGAAUCACAUGCUGAGGCCCGACAUGGAGUUGAGUCCAAUGACGAACAACAACAAGGCUUGGUUUUGGGUCGCUAACGAUUUCGCUGAUGAGGAAGUGAAGCUGGAGAAAUUUUGCAUUAGAUUCAAAACCGCAGAGGAAGCAAUGACGUUCAAGGAGGCUUUCGAUCAGGCCAGAUUUAGUUUAUCUGCAACAUCUCCGGAAAAGGCGUACAAAAUCAGUGAGAAAGUUUUCACUGCUUCUUCUAGCGACAAAGACUCGUUCAAGACUCAAAAAUCACAAUUAACACAACAAGAUAAGAUAAGCUCAACAACGGAAGUGGUUUUUUCUGACAAAUCGAAAUCCGGUAUGACAACGUUAGGAGGAUUUUCCUUCAGUUCUAAACCUAUUAUUCAAGAAGUCAGCGACACGAAAGCAGAUGACUCUAAGAAAAUCGACGAACCACCGAAAGUCAGUCCAUUCAGCGGAUUUUCGUUUACCACCAAAUCAAUCAAUAAAUCCGAAACGAAAAUCACGACCGCAACUGCAACAAGCGCCGUCUCGAUGCCAUCUGUGAGCUUUAUCUUCGCUACGACUUCAACAACAAAUUCGCAGUCGUCUGUUGUGAGCACAGCUUCCAAUGAAUCACCGAUGUUUGCCUCAUCCACAACAACCGGUCAGAAUUCUACAACCUUAAGGAGACCUCGUUUGCCACCACCCGGCGCCAUUAAGCAAGGAUCGUCUAACAACGAAAUACGACCACAGACUGAAAAUGAGCACAAGUUAUUUGUCGGAACAGCGAGCCUUCAAUGUCAAUCUGUCAACGGUACCAACGCCAUGCAGUGGAAAAAUAAGGGUACAGGAUCAAUGAUGCUAUUAUUGAACGUAAAAUCCGGCAAGCUUCGCUUGUUACUGACGGAUGACGGAAGCUCCAAGAUCUAUAGUCACGGAAUUCCGUCGGAUAUGGCGUUUACAUACAAGAAUGGCACUACAGUUGUUAAUUGGACUGUUCCUGGAAACGUUAAAGAACCUGGUAAGACCUGGACGUUACACGCCGCGACCUUCAACACGUCGGAACUGGCGUCACAGUUUUACAAUGCCGUGUCGAGCUGUCAGCAGAAGCUAGCUAAAGGCAGUAGUCCGAACGAAGUCGCGAAGGCACUCGAAAAGAAAGUUCAGAUGUCGGGCGAGAGCAACAAUCAAAACGUCACGGAAGCGAAGCCACCGUUGUCGGAAUUAUUUAAACCACCAACUGGUUCUUGGGAAUGUACUAGUUGUUACACUAGAAAUAAUUCCACGGAUAUGAAAUGCUUAGCUUGCGAAGCUCCGUCAUCUUCUGCGACGAGUAAUAAGAACGUUUCCGCAGUUACUAGUAAACCCAUUGAUUCCAAAAUACCGUUGUCGGAGCUAUUUAAGUCACCCGCCGGCUCCUGGACUUGCACAGGAUGUUACAUUGUCAAUUCCGGAACAAACGCCUACUGCGUCGCCUGCGAUAGUUCCAAGGACCCAUCGCAACCGCCUAAGCCGCAGCAGGCUAAUAUCUUCCAGAUGAACGCAUCAUCUUCCGGCGUAAUGCCUAUGACCACAUUCUCUUUCGGCAUUCCCAAAGACACCGCCAAGGAAACGACCAUCACUGGUUUUAGUUUCAGGAUGUCACAGGACAAGAGCGCAAGUGAGAUCGUGAAGACUCCAUCUAAAUCCGAGGAAACUACGGGCACCAAUUUCAUGUUCGGUAUGCCGGUGAAAAGCAGCACCACAUUAAACACAGGCGAUUCACCGUUUACGUUCGGCUCACCCGCUAAGUCCUUCGGCUUUAAUUUUAUGGCCAAGUCACCGGCUAAAUCGCCUGGCGGCGGCGGUGGCGAGAUCAGCGAAGACGAGGUGGUUGAAAGUGAAGAUGUCCACUUCUCGCCAGUUAUACCGUUGCCGGACAAAGUCGAGGUGAAAACUGGCGAGGAGGAUGAAGAGAUGCUCUAUAGUCAUCGAGCGAAACUCUUCAGGUUCGACACCACGGUGAAGGAAUGGAAGGAACGUGGAUUGGGUGAUAUUAAGCUGCUGUGUCACAAAGAGACCGGGAAACUGCGGCUGAUCAUGCGUCGGGAUCACGUAUUAAAGUUAUGUCUAAACCAUAUACUUUCCAAUGAGUUAGAGUUCACAUCGAAGGACGAGAAAACAUGGCUGUGGACCACUGCGGAUUACAGCGAAGGCGAGAUUGAAUACAUGCAAUUCGCUUGCCGCUUUAAGACAUCCGAGAUCGCAGCAGAUUUCAAAAAAGCGAUUGAUGACGCCAGGAAAAAUAUUAAACUGGCCGCCACUAUCAGCAGUAGUGAGAAGAUAAGUAAAUCCAUGACGAAAACGAUCAGCUCACCAGUCAAAGAGAUCGAGAUUGUUUACGAGGCGAAUGUCACUCCGGAAGAGAAAGCAGCCGCCUUAAAGUUGCAGCUACCAGCAAACUUUUAUUCUUACAAGCAAAAAGAAAACUGCCCCGGCUGCAGAGGUUGUAGGAAACCGAGCAUAGCGCUAUAUCCAGAUACCGCUGGGCAAGACACGACGAAGUUUAUGCCGGAAGAAAAAAAGAUGACAACGCAAUCGAAAGACAUCUCAAGCUUGGGUAUAAGUUCGUUGAGCGAUCCUGAGAGUAUCAGUGAGAUUACUCGGAACAUAACGCAAUCUGCGUCUGUGAAGAAUGGAUUCUCUUUCGCGACAUCCACCGCGACGUCUAAGUCUUCGGCUACUCCCAAUAUCGACAGCUCCACGAUGAGCUUUGGUACUGGCGAUUUGAAGUUGUUUAACGACAAGAAAACCACGACUUUCUCAUUCGGCAUGAAUCCUCAGUUCGGUACUAACGAAACGAUGGAAAAGACAACAGCGACGACGACAUCGAGUGUCUCGCUUGAAAAUCUCAAGAUCUGUAGUUCUUCAAAUGCUCAAACGACGCAGACAACUGCUUUCGAUGCGACUAACACAGCCGGAAAAAGUCCGAUAUUUGGUCAAGCUGCAUCGACGGCAUCCAUAUUCAAGCCGUCUACUUUUUCUUUCAAUUCCGACACGAACAUUUUCGGCGGCGCCUCAAAAACCUCGCCGAAAACGGCAAUCUUUAAUAAGGACAGCGGUAACAGUUCCGUUUCUUCUUCCAUUGCUACCGUAGCUAUUACGGCAAAUUUUGUUCCGAAAACAUCGACCGUAAUCACUACGUCGACAAUCGCAUCCAAUCAGUCCUCUAACUCGGUAUUCGGCGUCAACUCCACGCCUUUCUCUAAAAUGACGCUUGGUAGCAAUAGUGCUUUGCCGUUCAGUGAUUCUACAACGACGACAAACAUCUUCGGCGGAAUGACCGCAACGACGAAUUUGUUCAGCGGAACAACGGCGUCAGCAACGACAAAUAUCUUCGGUGGGACGACGGUGGCGACGACUGAUCCUUUCGGCAGGACGACGGCACCAGUAACGACAAAUAUCUUUGGUGGAACGACGGCGGCAACUGCAAACGUUUUUGGUACGGCAACAAAUGCGACGAAUGUUUUUGGUGCGACGGCGACAGUUUUCGGAUUAAAACCAUUGGAUGACGUUCAGAAAAAUGAGGAUAGUCCCAGUUUCUUAUCGGCAAAUAACAUGUCAUUUUCGGCGCUUGCUGCGACGGCGGUGCAACCGGAGGCCUUUAAAGUCGAUCCUAACUUUACGUUCGCUGGCGCGGGAUCAUCGGUGUUUGGUUCGAAAUCCAUUACAUCACUGAAUAGUUCGACGACGAUUCGAAACACAUCGCGCGAAGAACAAAAAGAAGAAAACGAUGAAGACGAUGGCGAAGUAGAUAAUGAACAGGAGCACGAUCCUCACUUUGAACCUAUUGUACCUUUACCAGAUACCAUUGAAGUCCGAACUGGCGAAGAAGAUGAGGAAAAAGUGUUCUGCCAAAGAGCCAAGUUGUACAGAUAUGACAAUGCCACGAAGGAGUGGAAAGAGCGUGGCAUCGGUGAAAUGAAGAUCCUGCAUCAUGUAGGUCAUGGCAGCUAUCGGUUGCUGUUACGUCGGGAGCAAGUGCACAAGGUCGUCUGCAACUUCCUGAUCACUCCCGACGUAGAGUUCCAUCCGCUUUCUACAUCAAACCAGGCUUGGAUGUGGGCCGGCAUGAAUUAUGCCGAGCAGGAACCCUGCGCCGAACAGUUAGCGAUUAAAUUUAAAUCGUCCGAUUUGGCCCGGCAAUUCAAGGCACAUGUCGAUAACAUUCAGCAAGAAUUGCGCGAGAAGAGAAUUGCUGAAGGUAGUGAAAGAUGCAUCGGACAAGCGGAGAACAGUGAAGAACAUGACCGAGGUCAUGGUGUGGAUGAGGAAGAAGAGGAUGACGAAGAUGAGGAGGAAGAUGAAGAGGACGAUCAGGAGAUGCUUCCUAUAAUCGAGAAACGUGCCACUGUAUUCGCGAGAUGGCCGGAUGACAAUAAGUGGGAGAGUGUGGGCUUAGGAAAUCUAGCAAUUCAUUACGAUUCCGAGAUCUACGCGGAGAGAAUCGUCUUGAAGCUCGACGACUCGGAAGACUACGCGAGCAACACCAUUAUCAGCAUAGAUACAGUGAUGCGGGUGGAAGGCAAAGAAUGUAUUUGGAGCGGAAUCGAUUACGCCUUGGAUCCUCCAGAGCGUAGAGUUCUGAGGGCAGUCUUCUCGUCGGUACAAGCGGCGCAACAGAUGCAUACUUUCUUUGAAGAUGGAGUGGACAGCGCAAAACAAGCCGGUGUCGUCGAAUAUCAUGAAGAAGAGUGAAGAUUUUUAGCUAAUAUAAAUAGCUGCUAAUUGACUGUUGUUACAUAAUUCAUUACCUUCCUAUAAGUUAGCGUAAAUGUGAAUUAAACGGGUUGUUUCAUGUCGUUCUUCUCUUGUAAGUAAGGGAAAUUGUAUAAAAAAAGUGAAACGAAAAAAGGAAGCUGUAUGAUUUUUACGUACAGCUUCCUUUUUCUUUUCUCUCUUUUUUUUUAGACAAAACAAAUUUGACAAAUAUAAUUGUCUGUAUAUGCACACGAAUGCAAGUGCAAGUUCCCGUAGUAAUAAUUUAUGCAAAAAAUAUACUUAUUUAUAUAGUAAUUGCACAAAUUGGAAAAAAGGUAGAUCAAGCAUUACGAUGUUUAAUUUGUUCGUUUAUUUUUAUACUAGUCUAUAUAAAAAUAGUUUCCUGUCUUUUUUUUUUUUAA